GGCACCAGUAGGCCAAAGAAACUCUGAAAUUUUCUUUCUUUCUACAAUUUUCAUAGAGCCGAGUUGCAAAUUUUUCUCAAGUGACAGUUAGAAGUGUAAAUUAUUAAAAACGGGCCAAGCGCUAAACGUUGUGAGAGCUGUAGCGAACAUACGCAUGUCGCUACCUCCCGAGGACACCGAUUUGUCCACUAAUUCCGCACACGAAUACGCACUCCAAAUCGGGAGCAAUGUAUCGGCAGUCCGAGUAGUCGGUUCGGCAGUAGGACAGCGAUUUUCGCCGUCGCCAAAAGCUCAUCCGAACGUGAUUGAGAUUCCAAGUUGGGAAAACUCGCCAGUUGCGCCGAGUAGAUCGGAAGAAGCAGCACCCAACGCCGCAGCGGCACAACUCCUGUGGGCGGAGAAUCAAGGCCUCGCGACAUCGCACUUAUUGCCAACUGAACCGACUUUCGAGACAUUGAACACCAAUGCGUACUCCUCGCCACCAGGGGAUUCACGAUUUACGUUCCCGAACCAGAACUACUCGCCGCUGCUGCCGCGGUGUGUCCCAGUUCCGAAUCAGCGUUACUCUCCAUCUGGAUCGCCAAUACACCAACUCCAUGAGCUGCAAAACUGUCCAUUGAUAGAUUCGCCGCUAAGACUGCCAUUUCCCUCGCCCAAGGAGGUACGAACACCGAGCAUCAACCGUUUAGUUGAUGCACUGAUCGACCUUGACCAAAACCAGCAGGUCAUAUAUUAUAUCCAGCAGUACAACAAUGAGCCAGUUCUAUAUCAAGAAAACAUAGGAUCGGGAUUCCAUGUAUACUAUCAGGCACCUGAGGAUAAUCAACCGAUUGUAUUACAUAUCGUGGAGCACAAUCCUCAGAUUAUAACUGAGAGCCAGGAGCAAACCAACCAGAUUGUCCCCGAAAUACAAAUCAAUAAUAUCCAGGAGCAAGACCAGAAACUUGAAAAUGGCACCCCGGAACGAAACCAUCCGAUUGUAACUGAAGCUCAGGAUCAAAACCAACAGACAUUAACCGAGAUCCCAGAGAAAUGUCUUCAGCUUGCAUCUCCUGUCAUUACUGAUAUACAGGUACAGAGUCCUCAGGAUGUAAUAGGGAUCCAGGAGCAAAAUCACCAAUCUGUAACAAAGAUCCAGGAGGAAGUACACCAGACUGCCCCCGAAAUCCAGGUGAAAAUUUUCGAGAUCUCAUCUGAUAUUCAAGAGCAAAAUCGACAGUUUGUAACUGAGGAACAAAAUCAUCAAACUAUAACCGAGAUCCAGGAGGAUUACCCGAUUGUCUCCGAAAUCCAAUGGGAAAAUCUCCCAAAUCCUGCUGAGAUUCAGGAACAAGACCAGGAUAAUAUCGUAACCGAAGUUACGAAGCUUGCAUCUCCUGUUGUUACUGAUAUACACGUACAAAGUCCUCAGUGCGUAAUCGAGAUCGAUGAUGAAGAUGAUGAAGAUUUAAAGUUUGCAUCUGGUGAUCAGGAGCAACAUCUGUACACUAUAUCUGAAAUCCACGAGAAAAUACAACAAAGUCCUCAGUUCGUAAUCGAGAUCGAUGAUGAAGAUAUUGAAGAUUUGAAACUGGCAUCUAAUAAUCUGGAGCAGCAUCUGCACACUAUACCUGAAACCGAGGAGAAAAAACAACAGAUUGCCAACGAAUUCUCGGAGAAAAUUCUCCACCUUGCUCCUGAUAUCCCCGAGCACAAUCAACAAACAGCCGAGCUCCAAAAGGAAGGUCUCCAGUUCGAUUCUGAAAUCGAGAAGCGAGAUCUGCAGAUUGUUACUGACACUCACAAACAAAAUCAUCAAAAUGUAACCGAGAUCCAGGAGGAAAGUUUCCGGUUAACGUCUGAUGCACAGAAAGCAGAUCAGCCGACCGUAGUUAUAGAAAUCCAGGAAAAUGCGCAGUUCGCAUCUGAUAAUCAAGACCAAGAAGUGCAGACUGUAACCGAAAUUCACGAGCUUUCGAGAGAAAAUGUUCAAUUUGUAACUGACAUCCAGGAGCACGCCCAAAAACUACAGCUCGCAAAAUACAUCCCGGAGCAAAACCAGCAGAUAACAGCUGAAGACCAACAAGAAGAGCAACAUUACCUGAAUUUUCCAGAGAUCCAAGAGCAAAGUGCACAGCUUGCAUCUGAAUUCGAAGGGGACAAACAAAAGCUGGCAUCUCAGUUUCGGAAGGGGAACCAACAAUUUCCAUUCAAGCUCCAGCAGCAAGAUCAGCUGAGUGUGCCAGAGAUCCAGAAGCAAAGCCACCAGUUCGAAUCUAAGGUCAAAAAGAAGAAGUUGCAGCCCUUUUCUGAAUACCAGCAGAAAGGUCAGCAACUAUCUGAUCAUAUCGAAAAUAGGCAGAUAAUUCAGCAGGAAUUCAACAUCCACUCUAACCAGGUUUAUUCUAAGGUCCAGUAUAUACAAACUAUACAAACUGCGCCUCCGCAGGAGAACAACAGUUUUGAGGUCCAACCAGCAAACGAGGUAAACGAAUUCCAACGGGACGGAGAACUGAAUAUUUACCCAGGCCGCCAGCAUCAGAACUUUGUUGUUGAGGGUGCGACACCAUUACCGCACGCUGAAGCUCAACCAGGACCUACUCCAGAAGAUAUAUCAGACUCCGUUUCACUUGAGCAUGGAGAGCCGAUAGAGUCAUUCAACCUGAACACCAUUUGUAUUCGCAAUACCUUCCAACUAAUUCGAGAGAUCUCUGAUAGUCUGGUGGCCGAUCCAGAGCAACCCGAAGCCGCAAACCACCGGCUGUCACUUUACCUUCUGCGCAAGAAGCUGGCCGAUGUGAGCCAUAAGGUUCUAACCGAAGCUAUACACGGCCGGGCCUCCGAUCAGUGCAUCAUCAUUCUGAGAGAGAUUCUUGAGCAAACUAAGGAAUUAAGACCACGCCCCCAACGCCCCACGAAGGAUACCGAGUUCCAAAAAGAAAUUUCGAUGGGCUUAGAAAUAUUGAAAAAGAUCCGUGGUAUGUUAUCCGGUUGGUAUACUUCAAGAGAAAGCGAAACUGACUCCAGGGAGACCGGAACGGGAUUCCAGGCUCAAAACGGAAAAGGUCGUGGUGCCGGCCGCCAACCGGAAAAUAGUUAUUUAUCGCAGAAAAGACGUAACCAAGAAGAGAAUCCUCGUCUAGUCAAGUACCGCCGUGUGGACAACAGCUUUCCCCGCUUGAUAACGAACGAGACGGCCGAGGACCUGAUUCCCAACAACUCCAUGGCCGAGCGGGAUAAGCCACAGAGCUCAAAGCGGCUGUCAAUAUUUAAUCCGCCGGUAUACACGCAGCACCGGGUGCGCAAUGAAGCCCCCUACAUACCCACCCCAUUUGACGAUGAGGAGUCGUCACAGAGAUUUGCUAACGCCGGGCCAUCAUCCAGGCCCAUGACUUACUCGGAUGCGGUGCGUCUAGGCCAGAAUGGCAUCGCCGAGUCGCGCGUAAAUGGGCACUCCAGCCAUUCGGUGCGCAGCGCAUCGGCUCGGGUGCAGGGAAGCAUUCUGCUGCACGAGAUGAAGCGCAAGAAUCAAGAGCAGUAUACCGAUCUUAUCCGUACCGCAGCCCAAAGUAAUUCCAUGGGCAGUCGCUGCGUCAAACCGGGUACCCCGCCGACGUUUCAGCGGGCUAAAGCUCAGUCGGCAACCGGGAGCGGUUAUUACUUACUGCAUGACAACCAAUCAAAUAUAAGGAAUUCGCAUCCGCCGUCACAUGGACAUGCGAACCGUGAGCUAACGGAGUACGCCAAAUUGAUCAGCCGCCAGGACGAGAACAGGGCUCCAACACCACAACAGCCAAAGCGAAACGCUAGCAAUAGCUCUGCCAGCCACUCGUCCACUACUUCCAGCAGCGGAUCUUCCUGCAGCACUUGUUCAAUUUGCUCUACUUCUUCUGACUCUGAGCCAAAGUUGGUUAAAGAUAGCUCGGAGGUCAAGGAAGCCAAGGAAGCCAACGAAACCAACAAAACCAAUGAAACCAACGUAACCAUGAAAAUUGAGACACCUCAACCUCAACCAAAACCUCAACCACCAACCAGACUCACCAAAAUAGGCUCAUUGCAACAGCGUUUUGCCAACUGUGUGUUCCUACGGGAUGACUUUGAGGAAAAUUUCAAAGCACGAGCGAUUCGCCGACAAGGGGCAUCCAUGCAUCUGCUGGACAUAGCCGAAAAACAAGCUAAUGUCAGCACAGAUGAACGGAUUGCUUAUGAAAAGAAACUACGGGAAAUCAUGUUCCGGUCUGGUACCCCACACCGGCCCUUUUUUGAAAUCGGGCCACUGGACCAGCCAGAUGAGAAGAAUGAGACCAAGCUCAUUCCGCUAACACAGGAGCAGUACGUUCGCUUUCGCGAACUGACAACUUCUCCCAUUACGAAGAACGUAAUUUUCAAAUAUAACCUACAAAUAACUACCGACGACACGUUCACGUUUGCUGAUGGGGAAUGGCUUAACGACGCGAUCAUCAACUUUUACAUGUCCAUGCUGACAGAACGCUCGGAGAAGCGAGCUGGCGAACUUCCCGCCGUUUACGCCAUGAACACAUUCUUCAUGCCCCGUCUCCUGCAAGCUGGGUAUUCAGGCGUUAAGCGCUGGACUCGCAAAGUGGACUUGUUCAGCAAGGACAUAAUUCCAGUGCCAGUGCACUGUGGCAACGUCCACUGGUGCAUGGCCAUCAUAAACUUGCCGAAAAAGACAAUACACUAUUAUGACUCAAUGGGAAGGCCAAACCAACCGGUGCUUGAUGCUCUAGUACACUAUUUGCAAGCAGAGUCACUAGACAAGCGCCAUAAGCCGUUGAAUAUCACCGGUUUCGUUGUCGAGCACGCACAGAAUAUACCACGUCAAGGAAAUAGCAGCGAUUGCGGAGUCUUCAGCUGCAUGUUCGCCGAGUAUAUAACGCGUAAUGUUCCGAUUACCUUCUCUCAGGCGGAAAUGCCUUACUUCCGCAAGAAGAUGGCUUUGGAAAUCGCCGGCGGAGAGUUGUGGCAGUAGGCCACCAAUCACACAGCUAAGAACAAUUCUUUAGUUAUUUUUAAAAAAUUUUACGUACACACUCCAAGCAUGAAUUCGCAACAAGUACUUAGCCAUCUAACGAACUCGUUUAUUAGAUAGAAUCGAGAUGGCUGAGACCCCUGCUGGUGCAUUAACUUGUUCUCAUAUCUGAUUGUAACAGAGAAUCUAUUUCUUCAAUAAAAUGUCACCAAGUAAAAGCGCUGCGAAUAAGGAUGUAUUAAUCGCCGAAUAUCUUUGAGUUUAUAAUUAAUAUUUAGAAUAGAGCAAGCUAAGAAUAUGUACUAAUGUAAUGUAAUGUACUAUUCUAAACCUAACACUAAACUAGGAAUUACUCGAUUUAAUAUUUUUUACAUUGUCUUUUCUGUUUCAUAUCGUUUAGUCAGGGCCGUCGAUAAUUGAAAAUCAUGCUAAUACUCCACUUCAUUUUUGGAAUUACAUACUAUCGCUCUUUUUUUUAGAAAAUGUCGCUAUAUUCCUAUAAAUUAGAUAAUAUUGAUAAGGAAUCAAUCUUAAUUCAGUAUAUUUAAAAAUGUAGCUUAUUCAAGCAAAUACUACUGUUUAUAGGUAAAUAUGGGUUAAUUGUAUGUUUUGUUUUUGUAAAGAUUUUCUCUAACCCUUCGGAAGUAGUAAGCCUUUCAUAACGAAAGGGAAAGGUACAUAAUGUAAUAUAAUUUAUUUUUGCAGAGCGAACUAAACAAAUAUAUAUUAAACAAAAAAUA
Drosophila sechellia is the source of this 5709-nucleotide messenger RNA. It is a transcript of the gene Ulp1, whose product is annotated as SUMO specific peptidase Ulp1. The transcript has 6 exons. Gene Ontology annotation, cellular component: nucleus. NCBI's taxonomy places the organism in Eukaryota, Metazoa, Arthropoda, Insecta, Diptera, Drosophilidae. Gene Ontology annotation, biological process: protein desumoylation; proteolysis. The record is from RefSeq and is a predicted model, not a curated record. Gene Ontology annotation, molecular function: deSUMOylase activity. The coding region runs from base 155 to 4969 and encodes 1604 amino acids.